This is a messenger RNA of Fraxinus pennsylvanica, 1848 nucleotides long. NCBI's taxonomy places the organism in Eukaryota, Viridiplantae, Streptophyta, Magnoliopsida, Lamiales, Oleaceae. The record is from the annotation of a GenBank genome assembly.
AUGGAUAUUCCGAACGGAGCGAAGAUCAAGGUGAAAGUAAAAAUGAUUGAAGUGGAAGGUCCUCGGGGCAAGUUGACCCGGAAUUUCAAGCAUUUGAAUCUGGAUUUCCAGUUGAUUACCGACGAGGCCACUGGAAAGAGGCAAUUGAAGGUCGAUGCCUGGUUCGGAUCCAGGAAGACCGCCGCCGCCAUCCGCACGGUGCUCAGCCACGUUGAUAACCUGAUCACUGGUGUUCCUAAAGGCUAUCGCUACAAGAUGCGGUUUGUGUAUGCUCACUUUCCGAUCAAUGCUUCGAUCACUAAUGGAAACAAGUCCAUUGAGAUCCGUAACUUCCUUGGAGAGAAAAAGUCCCUCUCAGUUGUCCCAAAGAAGGCAUUAACUUCAUUGAACCCUACUGACCCCCCCUCACUAACCACCACCCCAACUCUCGGUACUUGUGCCUGUCUUUGUAGGGCAGAUGCUGAUAAUUCUUUAGCAAGUGGGUAUUGCUCAAUUUCAAGUGAAAAGGGGUUUACUCAAAUAUCUGAUCCAGAUGUUGGAAAUGAUCUUAAAUAUCAAGCCGGAAGAGCAAUCUAUGCUUUGCCUAUUCGCAUUUUCAACCCUGCCAGUCUAAAUCCAGCCUCAUUUGAAACUACCGCCUCCUUCCAAUUUUGUGGCCUAACCUUUAUUAUAGUUUCCAAUGAGUUUACAGUGGGACGGCCUGGUGCAUGGCUUGACGCGCCGGUUCCUCUGGGGACUCAGUACUAUGAGAGGAAACAGGAGAAUGAGAGUCCUAAUGUUGAGUUUGAUUCAUCGGACAUGGUGUCCGAAUUAGGGAUUGUUCCAGUAGAGAAAAAGAGGGGGAUGCAAAGGUAUGAGGUUGCACCACCAGUAAAUUGGGGAAUUCGUAUUGUUCCUGAGAAGAUGGCCUUUGUAGUUGAGAGAUUUGGGAAGUAUAGGAAGACGUUGACUCCUGGAUUCCACCUGUUGAUUCCGAUUGUGGAUAGAAUUGCCUAUGUGUAUUCCCUUAGAGAAGAGGCCAUUCCCAUUCCAGAACAUUCUGCGAUUACGAAGGAUAAUGUUAGCAUUUGGAUUGACGGAGUACUCUAUGUUAAGAUUGUGGACCCCAUGUUGGCCUCUUAUAGAAUUAAGAAUCCAUUGUAUGCAGUUAUUCAGCUUGCCCAUAGUACUAUGCGACGUGAGCUUUGUAAGAUCACUCUAGACAAGACUUUCGAGGAACGUGACACUCUUAAUGAGAAGAUAGUGAUAGCCAUUAAUGAAGCUGCAAAAGAUUGGGGCGUGAAAUGUCUUCGUUAUGCGAUAACAUAUUUAAUAAUUGAAGGGGACAUAUUUCCACCACGCGGAGGGUUUCAGAAGCUGACAAGAAUGAAGAACCAUCUUAGACAACUGGUGAUGAAAGUUCCACGACUGCUGAACCUGCUGAUGGAGAAACAAAUUGUUGAUUAUGUAUUUGUACCAUUAGGCUUUGUACUAAUGGUUACUUAUCACAUUUGGCUUCUCCAUCAAAUCUUGAAGCACCCAAACCGAACUGUAAUCGGCAUCAAUGCAAUCAAUCGCCGCCUGUGGGUUCGUGCCAUGAUGGAGGACACAUCCAAGAAUGGAGUGUUGGCUGUACAAACGCUAAGAAACAACAUAAUGGCAUCGACCCUUUUAGCAUCGACGGCUAUUAUGCUGAGUUCCCUCAUCGCCGUGUUGAUGAUUGGUGUCGGUGGCGGCGAGAACCGUUCAACAAGGCUCGUUUUUGGAGACAAAAUUUUUUUGCUGUAUUUCUUGGAUGUUACUUUUGGUCAUGGGUGGGAUUCUCUGUCUCCAAUUGAAGAAAAGAAGACGGACGAGGAGGCCAAUUGA